Molecule: messenger RNA, 4346 nt
Organism: Drosophila subobscura
Lineage: Eukaryota; Metazoa; Arthropoda; Insecta; Diptera; Drosophilidae
Gene: Nadsyn
Product: glutamine-dependent NAD(+) synthetase
Exons: 6
Coding region: 610-2979 (789 amino acids)
Biological process (GO): NAD+ biosynthetic process
Cellular component (GO): cytoplasm
Molecular function (GO): NAD+ synthase (glutamine-hydrolyzing) activity; ATP binding; glutaminase activity
Source: RefSeq, a predicted model, not a curated record
GCGCUGCCAUCACUAGAGGUCACAAUUGGGCAACAUUUUGUUUACUUUCGCCAAUAUUUAAACAUUUCAGUCAGAGUUAAUGAAAUAAAACGACUUCAGCUUGAAUUGUGCAAAAGUUUGAGCGGCGGCUUGUGGUUCGGUGCAAAGUGAUUGCAGCAGUGUGUGUGUAUGGGUGUGUGGCCAAAGAAGGACAAUAAAAAAGGGAAACCAAAGGCCGGAACGAGCAAAAGAAUUUCGUAAACAGAUUCCAAAAACAAAACAAAACAACGAUUCACAACGAAAACUUUUGGAGAAGGCAACAGGAGAGACGACCAUUGAACAGUGCCACUCCAUUCUCCGCACCAAAACUAUGGCCAUGUAGUACAGGACCAACAGAAGGGAAACAAAGAACAAAAAUACAAAUAACACCGAGGUGCCCUUAGACAAUCGAAUUCGUACAACAAACCCAGCAACAAGCAACAACGCAAUUUAUAACCAAUUGAAAUUGAUAACUGCCGAUUUUUUUGAACUGACAAUAAACAAAAAGAAUAAACUAAACAAACGCAAGGAGGAGCAAUAUAAAAAGGAAACUUCGCAACAAUCAGGAGAUACAAAUAAAAUAAAUACAAAAUGGGACGCAAAAUAACUGUGGCUGUGUCCACACUGAAUCAAUGGGCCUUGGACUUUGAGGGAAAUUUGGCAAGGAUAUUGCAAUCCAUAUUAGAGGCCAAAGAUAUGGGCGCCAGCUAUCGCACCGGACCCGAGUUGGAGGUUAGCGGCUACAGCUGCGAGGAUCACUUUCGAGAGCCGGACACAUAUCUGCACUCAUGGGAGGUGCUGCUGGAGAUCAUGAUGUCGCCCAUUUGCGAGAACAUGCUGGUGGAUGUUGGUAUGCCGGUGAUGCAUCGGAAUGUGGCCUACAACUGUCGCGUGGCCUUCUUCAAUCGCCAGUUGCUGCUGAUUCGACCGAAAAUGGCAAUGUGCGACGAUGGCAAUUAUCGGGAGUCACGCUGGUUCACUGCCUGGACCAAGUCCAUGCAAACGGAGGAGUUCCUGCUGCCGCGCAUGAUUUCGCAGCACACGGGGCAGCAGACGGUGCCAUUUGGCGACGCGGUGAUCGCCACACGUGACACCUGCCUGGGCUAUGAGAUAUGCGAGGAGCUGUGGAAUGUGCGCAGCAAACACAUCGAAAUGUCGCUGGCCGGCGUGGAGGUGAUCGUCAAUGGGUCCGGCAGCUACAUGGAGCUGCGCAAGGCCCACAUCACCUCGGACCUGAUACGGAAUGCCAGCUUCAAGGCGGGUGGUGCCUAUCUGUUUAGCAAUCUGCGCGGCUGCGACGGCCAGAGGGUGUACUUCAAUGGCUGUUCGGCGAUUGCCCUGAAUGGCGAGCUGCUCGCCAGGGGCCAGCAGUUUGCCCUGCAGGACGUGGAGGUGACCCUGGCCACAAUUGAUCUGGAGGAGAUACGCGCGUAUCGCGUGAGCCUGCGUUCGCGUUGCACCGCGGCCGCCAAUGCGGCCAACUAUCCGCGGAUCCACUGUGACUUCGAGAUGUCCACGCACAGCGACAUCUUCAAAACAUCAACGCCGCCGCUGCACUGGCCCAGCCACACACCCGAGGAGGAAAUCGCCUUGGGGCCGGCCUGCUGGCUCUGGGACUAUCUGCGUCGCUCCGGCCAGGGCGGCUUCUUUCUGCCGCUCAGCGGCGGCAUCGAUUCGAGCAGCUCGGCCACCAUUGUGCACUCGAUGUGCCGCCAGAUUGUGCAGGCCGUACAGCUGGGCGAUGCUCAGGUGUUGCACGACAUCCGGAAGAUCCUGGCCGACACGGACUAUACGCCCGACAAUGCCGCCACGCUGUGCAACCGCCUGCUGGUCACCUGCUACAUGGGCAGCGUCAACAGCAGCAAGGAGACGCGACGACGGGCCGCACAACUGGCCAACCAGCUGGGCAGCUAUCACAUCGAGAUCAGCAUCGAUCUGGCGGUGAAUGCCCUGCUGGGCAUCUUCAAUGCCGUCACCGGUCUGACGCCACGCUUUCGCACACAGGGCGGCUGUGCGCGUCAGAAUUUGGCGCUGCAGAACAUCCAGUCACGCCUGCGCAUGGUCCUGGCGUACAUUUUCGCGCAGCUUAUGCUGUGGGUGAGGAAUCGACCGGGUGGCCUGCUUGUCCUGGGCUCGGCGAAUGUGGAUGAAUCGCUGCGUGGAUAUCUGACCAAGUAUGACUGCUCGUCGGCGGACAUUAAUCCCAUUGGGGGUAUAUCCAAGACGGAUCUGCGACGCUUUCUGGUCUACGCCAAAGAGAAGUACAAUCUGCCUGUGCUGGAGUCUAUUAUUGAGGCACCGCCCACCGCCGAGCUGGAGCCGCUGCAGGAUAAUGGGGAACUGCAGCAGACCGACGAGCAGGACAUGGGCAUGACCUACGAUGAGCUGAGCGAGUAUGGGCGCCUGCGCAAGCAGUCCUUCUGCGGCCCAUACAGCAUGUUCUGCCGCCUGGUGGCCACUUGGAAGGGCGACCUCAGCCCGAAGGAGGUGGCCGACAAGGUGAAGCACUUCUUUCGCUGCUAUGCCAUCAAUCGGCACAAGAUGACCGUGCUAACGCCAUCGGUGCAUGCCGAAAGCUACAGUCCCGAUGACAAUCGCUUCGAUCAUCGUCCGUUUCUGUACAGGCCCAACUGGAGCUGGCAGUUCAAGGCCAUUGACGAUGAGGUGGACAAGCUGCAGCCCAUCUAUACACCCUCCUCGAUGCGACCCAGCAGCGAUGAUCUGCUGCUAUCUACGCAGCGCUCCUCGCAUCUGGAUGACUCGAAGCACUCGUCACCGCUCUCCUCGGCCUCGGGCUCGGCCUCCCUGGAUGUGGGCAUUUCAACGGCGGCCGUACCCCUGGCAGCUGCUGCCGCUGCCGCCGCCGCUGCACCCGGCCUGGCCAAAAAGCCCAGCGGCUACUCCAAGGUGCAUGUGAAUGUCCUGGGAAAAAUCAAAGACCGCACUGGGAUACCUGUCUAGGAUCUAAGCAUCGAACGAAACGCACUGUUGGAAUUCUUGUUUGUUUUUUUUUUUACAAGGAUUACAUGUAGGAUUGAUUAGCCAUUCAAAUCUUGUUCACAUCUUUAUAGAUACACAACAAAAACACACUUAAAAGCCUUUGUAGAGCAUCCUUUUCCAGUUGGCCUUAUCUUCAAACAAAAAACAUUGACUUAUUCCUAAUUAUACAUACAAAAAUGCAUAUUAUAUACAUAUAAACUCGUAUAUUCCCCAUCUGCCCCAUGCUAGACAGUCGAAGAACGACUGCGCGAAGUACCUUAUUUUCCUGUUGAAUUUUUGUUUUAUGUUAACCCCAAAAUAUGAUUUUUCACUUCCUUCAAGUUUCAUCAUUUGAAUGUGUAUUUAAAAACCCAACUAUCUGCUAAGAUAAACAACACAAUGUCGUCUUUUGUUGACUAGUGCCUAUAUAAUCGGAUGAAAACCAUUUGUCCAAAUUUGUACUAUCUUUUGUACUAUCUUUCCCCCCCUGUGGCCCUGUGCAUGCCCAGUUUCAUGUGUGAUUUUUGAUAGUAGCUUUUAUUUAGGCACCUUUUUGGGGAGAUCAAUAUUUGUUUUGUUCGUUUGUGUGCAGUGCGUUUCAGAGCCAGCCAUAGGUGCUAAGGAAUUGUAGGAAUUGAUGUAGGCUAAUUUUUAAGCUAAACUAAAACAAAUGCCUAAAAUCCACUUACUAGUACAACUAAUUGAAAGCAAUAACUGAAGCUAGUGAGCCUUAACCAAAUCGUUUCGAUUCUACGAGUAUUUACUGCCCCUUUUUGGAUAAAUAAACGAAAUAAACAAACUCACUUACAUAGAUGAGAAUAGUAUGUAGAAAGCAUCCAAAUCCAAAGCCCUUAGUCCCUGAAACGCACUGCAGGAAGUGUAUUUGAUCUGUCUGCACAUAGAAAACGAAACCAGCUUAGAGUCAAUUAUGUAGGUAGAAAAGAAAUCGUAAAUUGUGAGCAUUUUGUUUGUUUCGCAGCUGACACCUGUUGGCUUAUCAGGCCCCAACCCGACCAUAAACCGCGCUCAGAAAAACGCAGAGAGACAGGCCCGCGUGUGUUUGCAAUAGAAAUGAUACGAGUAUAUCUUAGCUGGCUGCUGCCUUUUCCGAUGGACGAUGGUGUCUGCUUGUGAGAUUCAAAAUGUAUUUAGUUUUUUAGUUAAAUGCAUAUACUUAUGGUAUAUAAAUUACUAUAUAGAAACUGAUACUUAUAUUAGUAAAUACACCUAGAGACUUUGUGCACGAGGCAUCGCUAAUUCGAACACUGUUAUGGAACACUCGCAUCAAUUUAUUCACUGAUUGUACAUUUAUCAAGGAAAUAUAUACACCAGACAUUUUUGUAGUUUGA